This is a messenger RNA of Mesorhabditis belari, 672 nucleotides long. Lineage: Eukaryota; Metazoa; Nematoda; Chromadorea; Rhabditida; Rhabditidae. The record is from the annotation of a GenBank genome assembly.
AUGUCGCGAACUUGGAAUCUCGACGCCCCCACAUAUGUGCCGAUGGGAACGAGGCCGCCAUUUGUAGAGAAGUCGACUGAGGAAUUUCGAGCCUACCUCGAGGAACACGGAGUCACCGAAGCAUUCACAAGGGCGUUGGUGCAGCUUAAGAAGACCGCGCCAGAAAAACGACCCGAAGAGCCGCUCGAUUUCAUCGCGCAUCAACUCGGCCAUUCGAUGAACAACAGCAUCGAGGAUGAGCUGCUGAAUAACAUUUUGGAAGACUUCUUGGAUCGCACGGAUCAAGAUUGGAAAACCGAGCUGAUGUUUGGAUGCCCAAGAAACGACCCGGAGUUGGUGGCAAUUGCGAUGCACAUCAUUCAGUCGGAGACUGGGGAAAUGAAUGAGGUGAUGCCAACGAGUUUGGAUCAUUUUAACGACACUCAAAUGAGGGCCCUUCAACGACAACUCGCUGAUCUUUCGUUGAAAGCCGCUGUUCAACAAGACGGAUCUUCACCAACUUCGGCCUCAACCAGCACUCCAAGACAUGAGAAGGUCAUCGAAAAGUCACCCCCAACUUCAAUUUUUUCAUCACCCGAUUCUGGCAUCUUUGAGCACAAUGCUUCCAUCGAACGCUCCACGAAAUACUGGUCAUCAAAAUCGUUCGCCGCUAAAGACUUUGGAACUCUUUUU